UUAAAUUUUAAGAAGGGUAAGAGGAGCUCUAAUUAUCACUAUAGAAAACCAAUAUGAUCAAACAAAAUAAACUACCAGGGGAGACCCAGGUUGAAAAUAGAGGUAGGAACUGAUAUGUUAAACCAAAGAAGAAAGUUACAUCAGGAAAGUAUAUCAAGAAGGAUCAAGCAAAAAUUAAGGGGCCAAAGCCAAAAGGCAAUUUUAAUUUCAUCCCGAAUAAGUCUGUGAACACCUCUCUAAGUGAGAAGGCUACAGUCCCAAGGAUACAGAGUGUGUACAAGACCCAUAAUCGGUCAAUCUCUAUCAAAGAGACGUUGGAUAUUGUAGCAUUUAGCCCAGAAGUGGACAGUACAAGAUUAAGCAAGAACCCUAGCAAUACCAAGACCUCUCCUAAAACAAUUGAGUUUACCCUAAACCAAGAGCCUUAUAAUACAACUGAUGAGAGACCUCACCUGAAGACUAAAUAAGCUGGAUGGUUCAAAUACUGAAAGGAAUAAGAAAAUUCUUAAGCGGAAGAAAGUGAAAAAGAUCGGAGGAAGUAUUAGUGUCACCCAAAAUGAGAAGUUGCAUUCACAUCAUACUUCCAUGCAUUCGAAGAACCCCUCGAUUAAUAGCACCAGCCGGGUCUGAGACUACCAGGUGAAGGACAAGAAAGGAAAUCUGGAGAAAAUAUGGAUGAAAAUUAGGAAAAUCUCAGCCAAAAGAUCUUCCAUUCCAAGCAAUAAGAAAAGGAAGAAGGGAAAGAAGAAGUAUCUCCUGAAUAGCCCUAUUUCAAAAAAGAGAUGAUUUAAAACACCGAUUGUGGACAAGAGCUGGGAAUUUAAAAUCUCUCCCCAAGCGAAGCUGAAUCUGAAUCUAAAGCAAGUUUCAGGAGAGAAGGCCAAGAAGAAUAAAAAGGAGUCUGAGAAGAAAGGUACUGAUUACAGUCUUGGUAAAUGCCUUGAUCUUGACUCUAACGAUCUCCCAGAGUUACCUGUGAAGGAAUCUAGAGCUAAUAAUAUGUUAAAAGAUUACCUCACCAGGAACUCAAAAGCUAGCGAUACUUUAGGUAGUGAUAGACAAUCAAUGGAGCAGGCAGGGGAGAAUAAGUCUCAAUUUUAUACUCCUAAUUAUGUUCAGUCUCUUUCUGAAGAAGUCCACCUUCUUGAAUCAAAGAAGAAAGCUUUACUCUGAGAUGUGAUCACUCUUGAGAAAAAGAUCAAAGAGCUUAAAGAUGAGAAAGAAGUUUUAGAGAUGGAGAAAGUACAAGAAUAUUACGCCCAGAUGCAUAUGAGAGACCAUGAUGUAUUUCUCUAAAUUUUCA
Messenger RNA from Moneuplotes crassus, 1303 nucleotides. NCBI's taxonomy places the organism in Eukaryota, Ciliophora, Spirotrichea, Euplotida, Euplotidae. The record is from the annotation of a GenBank genome assembly.